UCCAAAAUGGUAGACGAACUGUCAUGACUAAUUAAAGGUCCUAAUUUCAUACGUUUUGCUCGAAAACUAAAAAAAAUAGAUGAUAAAUACGCAUCAGUUGGUGAUGCAAAUGUUAGUGUUGAAAGAGUACCAUUGGCAUUAAUUAGACAUUGGAGAGGACAGUCUAAUUCAUGAAAUAUGUCCAAUUCAAGCUCUGGGUCUGCGAGUCAAACCACAACACAAAGUGAAAGUCCAAAAAGAAGGGGGAUUGCUUCAUCAUCCCAACACAUCCCAUUAUCUAGCUCAGCAUCUUCAGCAACUGGUGAGACUAUUCAGGCCAUCAUUUCUUCGUUGUCGAGUUCAUGUGAAUCAAAAGUGUACAAUUCUCUCGUGCAGCUAAGAACGAAAUAUACCCGAGAGAAGACCAACGUACAAAUAUUUCAUAAUUGUGGGGGAAGUGAUGCACUUUUGACAUUGGUGUCUAAGACCAUUAAUGAUGCUAGCACUUGUAUUUCCACCUCCAACACGAACGUCAUAGGCAAUGAUGUUGAAGUUGGUGGGACUGUUGGAACAUCUGUUGUGCAGGAGAGUUUGAACGGAAGCCGAGUACCAAGAAGAAAACGAGAAACUGGCUUGGUUGCAGUCAGUCCAACAUGCAAGAACCCAAUAUUGGUGAAGGCAACUGCAAAUCGACAACCCUGCCCUCAAUGCCUGCAGAGUCGGUUGGGAGAAGGCCUGUCAAUCGCUGAAGGUUUACCCAAUGAAGAGUGCAGUCAUGGUACACGAGAAAUGAUGAUGUUAAGUCGACCACAACGAAAGCUGCUGGACCUUUGCCUGAGUAUUCUUGGGAACUGUGUACUUCUGGAUGAAAGAAUUAGAGAUUUGUUGGUCAAAAGGGAUGCCAUCCAUAUAUUAGCAAAACUGCUCAUAUCUUGUGAUACGGAUAGUAUCUGCAAUCGUGCCAGCCGGACAUUGGCGAAUAUAGCUUUAGAUAAGAGGACCAUCCACUUGGUUGUGAAAGAGGAGCAUUUCAUCACGACAAUCAUCAAAGUCCUCACUGAGAGUGAAAACAAGGACUGUCAACAGAGUUAUGUAAGACUACUGAGGUUAAUUGGUGCUGUCGAUUGUGGACGUGAAGCCAUCAUCAAAGCUGAAGGACUGCGACCCAUUGCUGAGAAACUGAAGUUGGAUCAUGAACCACUGGUUACUGCAUCAUUCAGGGCAGUUCAGGACCUCACAGCUAGGUUAAGUGAUAGCUGUGUUGGUCAGAUGAUAGAAGCGGAUUGUACCUCUUUCCUUGUUGAAUCUCUCUCUUCCACGAAUAAGACAUUCUCCGAAUUCGCCUUGUCUAUCCUGCUAAGCCUAGCCCUGCAUAAAGAUUUCCGGCCUGCAUUUGGUGCAGCAGCAGGUAUCAAGUCUUUCAUAAGCCUUGCAGAAUCCGAAUCAAAGACUCAACAGAUCACUUUGAAAGUUAUAAACGUGCUUUGUCUUUGCUGUGGGGAAUCAGUAAACCGAAUCAAGAUGAGAGAAUUAGGAGGAAUUAUCUUGUUAAUGAAGUGUAUACGGGAUGCAUCCAUGUCAGCUUUACACAACAGGAUUUUAAGUUCAUUUGUGUGUUUUCUGUAUGAUGAGGCUAGCUUUUCUCUGAUGCUGGAAAACUCUCUGAUGGACAUCCUUAUAGAGCAGCUGAGCAAGUGUUCAGAUGUUAAGACAGUUGAUUUGGUUGCUAUGGCCAAUGAUGUAAUUAACCAGGAAAUUCAUAAGGAAGAAGACUUCAAGUGCGAAGACUUGUUGGGUAAUGAACCUUCUGGUUUAUUUUGUGAGAAGUUUGUUGACUUGGAGGAUGCUCCACAGGAUGCUGUCGAAAUGACGGAGUAUGGGAAUGAAAAGGAUGAGGUUUCUUUCGAAGCUGCUGAUGGGCUUGGUACCAUAGCUACUGCUGUAACAGAAGAGUCCACAGCUCCUGUCAAGAAUGAAGCAGUGGAGGAUGGCUCGAAAACAUCACUAGCAACAGAAUGUGUUAAAUACAGCAUCGAUAGCCCAUCCUAUGAACACACUGAAUGGGACUAUACACAGUACUCCAAAGGUGUGAAAUGCAAGACAUCCUUUUCAGCUGAUCCUUCAGGUGGCUGGUCACCUAUUGGGUCUGAUUGGAGUGGUUACCAUAGUGACUCAUCCUCACAUUACAGCUCCAAGUUCUCUCCCACUUACAGUAGUCCAAGAUCAAGUUACAGUCCGUUGAGUAACUCAUCAUUUGUGUCACCAUCAGUGUCUCCAUUCUAUGGCCCAACCUACAGCCCGCCAUCAUCCCCUGACUACCAGUCCUCAGAGUCUAACCAUGCAGCCCCUCCAGGUCCAAUGGCUGCCACUUCAGGAUUAAAUCAUGGUCGAGAAAAGGCAAGAGUUGUACAACACUUGUCUUUCUCACUUGAACACACUUGUGAAAGUUACUCACAACCUUCUCUUGACGUCCUCUCAGCCUCUACUGCAAAAAUCACUCAAACUGACCAAAUUCUUCAGCCUAUCCAAAGUGUGCCAGAGACUAUCCCACACGUUUCACUACCAAUUGGAAGUGGCCUCAUGACUAAUGUGGUAGAAUCCAAUGUGGAAAGGAAACCAGUUGUUUUAACCGAUGUGCAGGUCACUGAGAAUGAGUCCACUCCAAUGCUGAGUUCUAGUAAAUCGGACCAAAUUCAAAGUACCAUUGCUGGUACACUAGGUUCAGCACUUGUAGGAUCCUUGGGAAAAUGUACCUCCGAAUCUGAGCAAGAAGCAGUUGUAAAGGUCAAAACAAGCAGCUCCGAUGGACAGCUGACAGCCAGUAGCACUAAAAGCAAAGACGGCUCCGAUCUGAAAAGACCCAAUGUACGCAAGAAACGAAGUGUGUCUGAUCCUCUGUCUGUCUUGGAUGGUUCUGAUGUGAGCAGUGGAAGCUGCAGAGAUGAUCUGGUGUCAUCUGAAAAUGCAACUGUGAUCAAUAUAUUGACAUUGAUAUCUCGAAUCUCCCACAUGGAUGACCCGAGUGUGUAUCUCCUCAACACAAAAUGUAUGGAUUUAUUACUGAGUUACAUUGUUCUUUGUCACAACCCUCCUGCCAAGGCCUGGCGCAUCUUGAUCAGGCUUGCUCGCAACCGGAACUGCUUUGAAAGACUCCUUGAAAAGAAUGUGCCAUUGAAGGUGUCCAUUCUACUCGGCCAAACAAGGGAUGGUGUUGUUAAGUUUCUGAUAGCUGCGGCUAAAACUGAAUCUCGUGGUAGUCUUCUACAAUCUUCUGAUCAACUUCAAAAGGAGACAUUGCUUUGUGAGCGUGAGGACAAUCAACUAGUUACAAUGAAGGAGUUGGGAAGUCCAAGCCAUGUUGCGGCUGCAGUUGGAGCAGCAAGAGACGCUGAAGCAAGAAAACAGAUGCAGACAUUGUCCGAGGAGUUCAUCCAAGCUCUGAUGCUUGUUGUUGAAUCCCGAUACGGACAGGAAGUGAUACUGCACAGAGUCAGAAAUGGAACAGACAAGGAGAGGAGAAUGUGGGCCAUGAAUGCACUUUACCUUUGCAGGAGUCAUUUUCUUCAAUCAAGGAUGUUGCUGAAAGGUGGUGCACUGGAGCUUGUAUUUGAUGAACUGGUAUCUGGUCAGAAGACACUGUUGAUGUUUGCUGUUCACUGUCUAGCAGUUCUUGGUAGUCUACUGAGAGAAAGAGCCUUGGACUCAAAAUCAAAAUUCGGGAUUGUGGACACAAAACGUAUGUCUGCUGACAAGAUUGAUGAUGGAAGUAAUAAUGCAGGGACUGAUUCAAUUGAAAAAAUGCAUCCGAGUAAACGCAGAAGAGUUGUGAUGGGCAGGUGUUGUUUCGAGACAUCGGACAUGGACCUGGAUGUAACGUUUUCUUUUGAUAAUCACAGCCAUGUCAGUACCAAUCGACGUAAGCUCUGUUCAAAAUCAACUGUUUUUGCUGCCAUGUUGGAAGGAUAUUAUUCUGAGUCAAGUAAAUGUACUGUUUCAAUCUCAGAAGUACAACCUGAGGCUUUUGUAGCAAUGUUACAUUUUCUCAACGGGUGUGACAGACAACCUCAUUGUCCUUCCUUACACUGUUCUGAUCUUUCAAAGAAUCUCGAAGUUCUCCGCCUGGCUGACAAAUAUUUAUUAAGUGAUCUGAAGCAGUUUGCUGUCAACAAGUUAAAGGGAUUGAUCUCUCAAACUACUGUGUGUCAGAUUACAGAGUACGCCACUUUGCUCAAGUGUAAUACACUACUCAACCAGUGUUUCUAUUUCAUUAUGUUUUCCCAUUUCCCUAUAGCUUUAAGGAUGAAGUUAAUUGAUUCACUUGUUCAGGGAGAUCACAGGCUGGAGACAAUGCUCGAACUGAAGCUUCUCAUUUGUAAAAUAAUUCAGGAUUGAUGUUGCUUUGAAAUGUUUACUGAGUGGAGACACAUGACGAGUACAGAGGCAAUUAUGCCUGAUAAAGAUGGGAGAAAAUUUGUAAACAUUCUUGUUUGGUGUUGUAUAACACUGUACCACUAUGUGGCUGUGAUUACUCCUUUCCAUGUAAAACUUAUUUCAAU
Messenger RNA from Lineus longissimus, 4535 nucleotides. RefSeq lists its product as uncharacterized. Gene Ontology annotation, cellular component: cytosol. Gene Ontology annotation, molecular function: protein binding. Lineage: Eukaryota; Metazoa; Nemertea; Pilidiophora; Heteronemertea; Lineidae. The record is from RefSeq and is a predicted model, not a curated record. The transcript is spliced from 6 exons. Gene Ontology annotation, biological process: anatomical structure morphogenesis. The coding region runs from base 178 to 4371 and encodes 1397 amino acids.